GCAAUGCCGCAUCCUUGAGCCAGAUGGUGCGUAUCGCACCUGACCGGGCUUAUCGAUAAGAUGCGACGAUGCAUACCAUACGAAGCUGUUCAGCCUUGCUGCAGCGCCCUCAGCCUCGGGCAUUGCGAUUUCACUGCCUACACGAUGUUGUUCCCUUCACUAACAGCUCUACCAUACACACUCGUCUCAUCUGUUGAUCCGCUUAGGUAUGGAUCUGCUCAGCGUCACAGCCAGCAUUAUCACGGUUCUCCAGCUCUCGGCUAAGGUACUUGCCUACCUAAACGAUGUUAAGGAUGCUUCGAAAGAUCGUGCCAAGUGCGCCGUUGAGGCCUCGAACGUGCACAGUCUCCUUACGAAUUUAAGAUUCCGUCUUGAGGAGGCACGCGCUGAUGCACCGUGGUUCACCGCUGUCCGAGCCCUUGGCAUCGAGAAUGGACCGCUCGACCAGUUCAAGCAAGCGCUCGAAGCGUUGCAGACUAAGAUAACAGACGGAGGCCGAUUGAAGAAGGCAGGCGAAGCGCUAGUGUGGAAGUUCAAGAAGGAGGAGAUUGCUAGCAUACUGGAUCGAAUAGAGCGUCUCAAAACGCUGGUGGAAGUCGUGUUCCAGAUGGACCACUUCAAACUAUCCCAAGCUAUCAAAGACGAUACCAACUUCGUUCGAACACACGUGCUCGCAAUAGAGUCAGGAGUGGACAACAUCCAACAUGAACAAGCCGAUGCAAAGCACAGCAAGCUACUAGAAUGGGUCUCACCUACCGACUACCCCGCUCAGCAAACGGACAUCAUACGUCGCAGACAGCAGGGAACGGGCCAGUGGUUCCUCGACGCGCCCGAGUUCGCAACGUGGCUCAGUAUGCCCAAGGGCACUCUUUUCUGUCCAGGAAUGCCUGGCGCCGGCAAGACGAUGGUAGCAGCGAUUGCGAUUGAAUAUCUUCUGAAGUCUGUACAGAGCAGUUCGGUGGGAGUUGCGUAUGUGUAUUGCAACUAUAAAGCUCAAGAAGAGCAGGAUGCCUCCAGUAUGCUAGCAGCCAUUGUCAAGCAGCUGGUGCAGGGUCGACCGUCGAUAGCGGAGCCCGUGGCACGACUGCACAAGCAGCAUGCCGAUCAAGGCACAAAGCCAUGUCUCGAGGAGACAUUUGGCGCCCUUCGAGACGUAAAGUACUCCACUGUCUAUGUUGUGAUCGAUGCUCUGGACGAAUGUCGAGACGGCGAUGGCACUCGCAGUCGGCUUCUGGCCAGACUCAAAGACUUGCAAGUUGGACAAGAUGUUCGCAUCAUGGCCACUGCGCGGUUCAUACCAGAGAUUGAAGCUGAGUUCCAAACAGCGAUGAAGCUAGAGAUACAAGCCAGCGAUGAGGACGUGAGGCGAUAUGUAGCCGGCCAGACGCACCGACUGCCCAGGUGCAUUCAGCGUGACCCUGCGCUGCAGGCCACGAUACAAGACAAGCUUGUGGAGGCGGUAGACGGCAUGUUUCUUCUUGCCCGCCUGCACACAGAAUCGCUCCUAGACAAGCGAACAACAAAAGAAGUAAAGUCGACGUUAGACCGGUUCUCGAAAGGCUCGGCUGCGCUCAACGAUGCAUACGACGAGGCUCUUCAACGCAUAGAUGGCCAACUAGAUGGUGAUAAAGAGCUGGCCAAGAAAGUACUGUCGUGGGUCACGUAUGCAAGGAGACCGCUUACCACAGCGGAGUUGUGCUGUGCGCUAGCGGUGGAGCGCGAUGGAACAGAGCUCGAUCCAGAAAAUGUGCCAGACAUUGAGGACUUGCUAUCUGUGUGCGCUGGCCUUAUCGUUGUCGACCAGGAAAGCGCCAUCGUUCGUAUCGUGCACUACACUACGCAAGAGUAUUUCGAGCGUAUCAGAGACACAUGGUGUCCUAAUGCUCCGCUACACAUUGCCUCGGCAUGCCUUACAUACCUAUCAUUCGAUCGGUUCAAGACAGGCAGCUGCUCCUCUGACGAAGAAUUCGAAGAGAGACUCCGGGAAAGCAAGUUCCUGGACUAUGCUGCCAAGCAUUGGGGAGAGCAUGUUGCGGAGGUGCAAAGUGAUGCUUGCACGCUAACCUGUUCAUUCCUUUCUAAUAGCUGCUUGGUUUCGAGCGCUACACAGGCAUUCUUAGUUCCAACGUACAAGCACCGCCAUUACAGCCAGGAAUACCCCCAGGACAGCACUGGAGCACAUCUUGCAGUGCGAUUCGGGUUAUCGCUUAUCCUGGAGGCUAUGCUCUUACCUGAAGGGCAUGAAAGAAAAUUAGAACUAGCAAAGAAGGAUAGUCAGGAUCAGACUUUACUUUACAUUGCAGCAGCGAACGGACAUGGUUUGACAGCAGAACUACUGAUUGACAAGGGCGCCGAGGUUAACGCACAGGGUGGAUACUACGGUAACGCACUCCAAGCAGCCCUUGUAGGCACACACGAAUCUACAGUCAGAAUUUUAGUUGAAAGAGGUGCCCAUGUUGGUCUAGACGUACAAUUGAAAGGCGCCAUGCACCAUGUUCUGAACAAUGCAAGUUGCACACCUUCGCUGGUCCGUCUGUUACAGCAAUAUGGCGCUCCACUGGACACAACUGACGUAAACAACAUGUCUCCAUUACAUUAUUGUGUAAAAUUCGGCCACAAAACCAUGGCAAGGCAGCUUAUCGAUGCCGGAGUACCGAUAGACUUAAGAGUCCAUCGACAGUCAUGGCCUAGCAAAGUCAGCGAAUCAUCCUCCAGUAAGGAGAAGUUGAGUCUUCCGGCUUCGGGAUCGGUCGUAACCGGUCUGACUCCUCUACAUUUCGCAGCCUUGACUGGCAACCUGACAAUGACUGAAUUCCUCCUUGAGCAUGGUGCCGACCCCAAUGCUCUUUCUGACUAUGGCGAAACUCCUCUACAUCUUACGUUGCGUACCAAACUUUGCGGAACAAAAUACCAAGAUGAUUGGACGGAUUUGUAUCUUAGGGUAGAAAGUUUAUGGGACUUGCUAGAAUUCGAAGAGGACAAUGUUGAUGCCGUCCUUGCGGAGAUCUCUGUUACGCGUGAAGGGGUGUUCAAUGCACUACUUUCAGAUCCUAGGACCUCUCUUGCAGUAACGGAUCACAAGGGCGAAAGUCCUCUGCACUGCAUCCGAUACGGGAAACCGGAAAGUGCGACCUUGAUCCGCAAAUUAGUCUUCAGAGGAGCGGAUCAAUUCAAUAGCAACUUAAGUCAACAGAGCCCGUUGCAUUUUGCCAGUAAAUCUGGUGACAAUGCAUCAGUCAAAGCUCUGCUGCUCUUGGGUGCGAAAGUGGCAUCGACGGAUGAACACGGCCUAAAUGCACUCCAUUACGCAGCUCAAAGUGGGAAUCACGAGACCAUAAUCACUAUUCUGGAGACAGACGAGGCGAGGGCAGUCGAUUUGAUAGCGUCGAAGGACAAAUAUGGCCAGAACGUGCUACACCAUAUGUUAUCCACACACUCCAUAAAGCGCGUAGAGACGGUACGGUGGCUACGUGACCAGGGGGCGCACAUUUCAGAGCUUGAUGACUCUGGGAUUUCCCCUCUAGCAAGGUUCAUCAAAAGCUCUACCUUACGAAUCGAUAUUGAGAUCUGCAGGUCACUCCUUGAGAUCAAGGAAAACGCUUCAUUUAUUGACUGUGACGGGCGAAGACUUGGGCAUUUGUGCGCCAGGACGGCUGACUUUGGGGUUCGUAUACUGAACCUUCUUUUCGAGCACGGUGUCGAUCUAGUUAAGAGGGAUCGCGAUGGAAGAACGGUGCUACACCACGCCGCCAUAUGCGGCUCCCUUACUGAGCAAUCGCUGGAGUUUCUUACGAAAAUUGUUGGCAUUCAAGCAGAUGAAGAAGACACCUGUGGCCGAACCGCUUUGCAAUACGCUACUGAGCUAGCUGCAAAGGAUCGCAGCCGGAGAAUCUGGGAUUUCAAACGUUGGGACAGGACUCGCGACAUCUUGCAAAAGUUUCAAACCAACUGUAUGGACGGUUCUUGUCCAUCAUAUGCCUAACUCGCCCGCACAAUCGCCUGCCGUUUCAUCAAGAUACUUUGGACCUUUCCAUCUUUUUGCGUAUGUACAAGGACGGUCUCCAUACAGUACUCCGCACUGUAACCCGUGUGAUGCCUAGGAACUCAUCCGAGAACCCCAUCCCUUCCCGAUCGUACCGUGUUAGCUAGGAACAUCGGUUAAAGUUACUCGUUGGUGACGGCUUGAUUGUGUUUGUUAGAUAGAG
Molecule: messenger RNA, 4205 nt
Organism: Paraphaeosphaeria sporulosa
Lineage: Eukaryota; Fungi; Ascomycota; Dothideomycetes; Pleosporales; Didymosphaeriaceae
Product: ankyrin
Exons: 3
Coding region: 209-3982 (1257 amino acids)
Molecular function (GO): protein binding
Source: RefSeq, a predicted model, not a curated record